This is a messenger RNA of Vicia villosa (hairy vetch), 852 nucleotides long. RefSeq names its product heavy metal-associated isoprenylated plant protein 39-like. NCBI's taxonomy places the organism in Eukaryota, Viridiplantae, Streptophyta, Magnoliopsida, Fabales, Fabaceae. Gene Ontology annotation, molecular function: metal ion binding. The transcript is spliced from 3 exons. The coding region runs from base 138 to 536 and encodes 132 amino acids. The record is from RefSeq and is a predicted model, not a curated record.
CUUAUGCUAAGUUUUCCAAGACUUAAGUUGACUUCUUCAUUUCUUUUUAAAUACCUCAAGCUUAGAUAAACUUCACUACACCAUUCCUUGUAGUUUCUGCCUCACUCACACUUCAACAACCCUGUCAGCAUCAAUGAAUGUUAGAUUUUAAAAUUGUGCUACAAGUGGAAAUACAUGAUGACAAGACAAAGAAAAAAUCCAUGAAGGCGAUCUCUAAUAUUUCGGGAGUUGAGUCAGUUUCUUUAGAUAUGAAGGACCAGAAAUUAACCUUAACUGGAGACAUGGAUCCUGUGCAAGUAGUGACAAAGUUGAGGAAGUUGUGUCUUCCUAAAAUACUAUCUGUUGGACCAGCCAAGGAGCCUAAGAAAGAAGAGAAAAAGAAGGCUACUGAGGAGAAAAAGGAUCAAAGUAAAAAGUCAGAAGCACCUGGUGUUGCCAAGAUUUGUGAAGCCUAUCAUUAUCCUAUUAUGAUGGCACAGCCACAAUACUAUUACACUAGUGUGGAAGAGAAUCCUAAUGCAUGUGUUAUCUGUUAACUUUUAGAAUAAUUGGAAGAAAAAAAAGUACAUUGUUUUUAGUACUCUCUCCGGCCUUAUUUAUAAGAAUAUUUCAUUUUUAGGUUCAUUGAAUAAUAAAUGUAUCUGAUCUACAUGGUAGACCAGAUACAUUUAUUAUUCAAUAAACUUAAAAAAGGAAUCUUUGCUUAUAAAUAAGGUUUGAGGGAUUACUUUUUUUUUUUCUUUCUCCUUAGUCUUCUUUUCAUAAUGGUUAAUUUCCUUGCUAUUUAGUUGUUUGUAAGAGGCCGAGUUAGUGUUUAUGAAUUGUUGAGCAAUGAAGUUAUUGUAUGUGUUU